UGUUUUGUUUUUACUACCACCGCUAAAUGUAAUUGUCCUGCUGUGCAGGCCACAGUCAUCAAUGGUUGGAAAGAGGGGCGGACUGACAACUCAUGGGGCCCCCGGGCAAUUGGGGAUUAUGGGGCCCCUGUGUCCUUGCCCAAACUCAAAAAAGCCUAUGAAAAAGGUACCAGGGGCAUCUCAUGGGGCACCCUACUGACCCCGGGCCCCAUGAAAUGCAGUGCCCGAGUUUCCAAAUGGUCAGUCCGCCCCUGGCUAGGCA
This is a messenger RNA of Staurois parvus, 262 nucleotides long. Lineage: Eukaryota; Metazoa; Chordata; Amphibia; Anura; Ranidae. The record is from the annotation of a GenBank genome assembly.